Messenger RNA from Rotaria sp. Silwood2, 2457 nucleotides. The record is from the annotation of a GenBank genome assembly. NCBI's taxonomy places the organism in Eukaryota, Metazoa, Rotifera, Eurotatoria, Philodinida, Philodinidae.
AUGUUCCGUGAUCUUUUUUUAUGGUUUGUUUUUAUGGAUAUGCCUGAAAUGGCUAAAGUCUUACUUCUUCGUGUUCAAUCUCGUAUUUGUGCUGCUCUUAUCGCUUCAGCUAUAUUUAAAACAUAUUCAAAAUUAUCUCAAACAGUUGAUUUGAAAAGUAAAUUUCGAACACAAUCAUUGGAAUUUGAAACAUAUGCUGCAGCGUUUAUUGAUACAUGUUAUGAAUAUAGUAAACAACGUGCUUGUGAAUUACUUUUACGACAAAUACCACUUUUUGGUAAUGUUACUUGCAUGCAGAUUGCUAUUGCUAGUGGAAGUAAAAUAGUACUUAAAACAGCUUGUUUUGAUCAAACAUUAAAUCAAGUAUGGUAUAAUAAAUUAUGUUUGACUAAUCGUCAAACACCAAAAAGAUUAUCACAAAUUUCUUCGAUUCUUACUUUUGGCUUGGUAGCACCUUGGAUUAUCAGUUAUCGAGAAGAAAACAAAGAAUCAAUGAAUAAUACAAAAGAUGACCGUCUUUCUGAAGAAGGUAUAAACUAUUACGCUGAUGAAAAAAGUCCAAAAGAAAGAAAACGCAUAACUUAUUGGAGACUUUUUCGAUAUUUUCAUGAAAGUCCAUUCAUAAAAAUGUCUUAUCAUUUUAUUAGUUAUGUGUGGUUUUUACUUGUAUUUAGCUAUAUGAUGCUUUACCAUCUUGAUGGUCGCAAUACAUUUACUAUUCCUCAUUGGACUGAAAUUUAUGUGAUUUUUACUGUUACAACUAUGCUUUGUGAAGAAGGUCGAAAAUUUUAUCAUGAAUAUAAUACACGCAUGACUGAACGAUGGGGCGCAACUGGAUCUAGUAUUUUAAGUGGGCUCACCAUUAUAUUUUAUAUUAUGCCUUAUCUUUUGUUCUAUUUGGGUCUUGGUUUUCGAUAUAGUAGUUAUAAUGAAGAUUUACUUUCUACUACAAAAAUUAUUUGGGCACUUGAUCUUGAAUUAUGGUAUCUUCGAUCAAUUACGUUUGUUAUGGCUUCAAAGUUUUUAGGUUCAAAAUUAUUUAUGUUAAAAAAUAUUCUUCGGGAUUUAUUUGCUUUUGUCUAUAUGAUUUUUAUAGCAGUAACUGCUUAUGGGGUUGUAUCUCGAGCAUUGCUUCUUUAUAAAGAAGUACCAUUUACAGGUCGCGGUAUUUUUAAUCAAAUUUUUUAUGAACCAUAUUGGCUUAUUUAUGGAGAAGUGUCGGAUAAAGACUUACUUGAUAAUGCAUGGAUUCUUACUGCCGGCAUCAAUAAUGGUGUAUCAAAAUUGGUCGGCGAAGGUAUUUCACAUUAUCGUCUCUUGCAAGAAUAUCCGAAUAAAGUGAAAUGUAUUGGAAUGACUAUGUGGGGUACAAUAAAUGAAAAUACACGUCUUGAAUUUAAAAAUGCAUCGAAUGGAUUUCCAAAACCACUAUGUGAACGACAGAUUCCAGACAAUGUCCAAGAAUAUAAAGAAACAAUCGAACGGAAUCACACACACUGCAUUUUAUUCGAUAGUGGUAGACUAAAUGAAUAUCUCACUGAUACUCAGCGUGAUCAAUUUGUUACAGAAGCAUGUAAACAUAAAGAUAAUGAUCAUUCAUGUUAUGCCGUAACAAUUAUCGUCGAAGGAGGUUUAGGUACUCUUGAAGUUGUUGAAAAUGAUAUUAACGAAAAACGACCAAUUGUUCUGAUUCAAGUUCGUAUUACAAAACUCUCAGUCAUAUUCAUUAAUCACUCAACAUUUAUUGAAUAUUUUUUAAUAACUGGUUUUGAUCCAUUAACUUUAGUUGAGGAAGAUAAUAUCUCUAGUUAUCAAACAUUUAUUUCAGACUUAUAUGUCGAUACUUAUGAUGCAAUGAGUAAGAGUCAUAGAAAUCGUAUAGAAACAUUAUUUGGUGAAUUACCUCUUAAAUCAAUACAAGAACUUAAUUAUAAGUUAAAUAAAUUUGUGGGUCCUUUUUUUGGAUCGAUUUAUUCCCCUAUAGAUGAUAGUUUUGUCAGCCGUAUUAAAAUUGAUUUGAGCAAUCAUGUAUUUACUUGUUGUAAAUUGCAUGAAUAUGUUGAAGAUAAUCAUGACUCAAAAGGUAAUCAUGAUAAUGGAAAAAAUAAUCAAACAAACAACAAAUAUACAAAGCAUCACAUGUUGCGAGAUCUUUUUCUAUGGUCUGUUUUUAUGGAUAUGCCUGAAAUGGCUAAAGUGUUACUUCUUCAUGUGCAAUCUCGUAUUUGUGCUGCUCUUAUCGCUACAACCAUAUUUAAAAAAUAUUCAAAUUCGUCUGAUACAGUUGAUUUGAAAAGUAAAUUUCUAACACAAUCAUUGGAAUUUGAAACAUAUGCCGCAAUAUUGAUUGAUAAAUGUUAUGAACACAAUGAAAAACGUGCUUGUGAAUUACUUUUACGACAAAUACCACUUUUUGGUAAUGUUACAUGCAUGCAGGUUAAUCAAAUUAAGUAUUAA